GCACAGAUCCUGGUGAUUUGUUGCACGACAGACUUGCGAUAGGCAUCGUACUACCAUUUUUGUUUCUUUUAACGCUGCGCCGGACCGCAUCCUCUCCUUGUACGCUAUUUUCAUCAUGCGCUUCACAUCUCAGUUUGUUGCUUUCACAAGCAUCUGUACGAUCAUCGCUAUUGUGCUUCCACCCCCUGCCGACGCUGCGUAUAUUGCAAGCCAUCCCAGCGGCAACCGGAUCGCUACUGCGCAUGAGGCUGAUAAGCCCCGCACUAUCUUUUCACUUCCGAGGCUGACUACUGGACAUGGUCCCCACGAACUCUCCGAGGACAAAGGAAAGUCGAUCAUCGAUACUCCCAACUCGAGGUUCUUCAGGUUUUCAGAUUCCGACCCAUUGAACCCGCUGGCCGGAAUUCUGGAUCAUAGUUUCGCUCAUGUUCAUGGUGAUGAUGUUCAUCCGCCCUUCUUGCUGCGUGAUGCAUCCUCACGUCGUCCUACUCCUCUCUCUCGUCGCUCGUCUGCUCUCGUCCAUGGUGCAGAUGGAAAUAACUAUCUAGUCUCCAGGGGAGCAGCCUCCAAGCGCCCUUUAAAACGAAGGCUGGGCCGUCGCGGUAUAUCUGAUCCUGUUUCCGGAAUCAUUGAUAUUGUGAGCGGAGAUCAAGGCCGGCACCUCGCAUCUCUUGCUCUCGAUUCUUCGAUGUAUAACUCUACCAACACUACGUCGACCAACUCGACCAGUAGUCACGCUAGUAAUGGUUCAAUUCCUCUCAAUGCGUCAAGCACCAACGGGACGCAGUUCUACUUGGUCGACGCUAAUGACAGCUCAUUCAACGACCCUGCAAAUACAACGAAGCACGUCAUGGUUCAAACCGAUAUCUUCGAUUCCCUUUACUGCGCGACUUUUGACCCAAACCCAUCUGGGCCUGAACCAAUGAUAAUGGAGAUGUGCCGCCCGUCGCAAUCCGAAAAUGACGUCAAAAACCUGGAUUACUCAUAUGCCAACGGAGUAGCGCCUAUCGUCGAUUACACCUUAUUGGCCGCGGAUUCACACAAGAGCCAGAUUUUCGAGUAUAAUCCCUCUACUGGUGUCAUCAAGCCGUUGUGGACGAACAGCGAAGGCAGCACUUCCUCGCAUGCGAUGUUUGUUGAACGGGAUACUACAACUUCUUUUCCUACUGGCUCCAACACUAUGUCAUCUGCCGGGUCUACCACCAGCUCCACGUCUGCACCUCAGCCCACCAAUUCAUCGAUUGCACCGGAAGCACAGAACGUGACUCUCGUGUUCCGACCUUCCAAUGCUGCGGUCUCUGCCCCUCUGCCUUCUACCAAUGCUGCUGACUCGAGCACGGAUGACGUGGCAACGACGACGAUCACCACGACGGUUGUCUAUACCACCACUGCAAUCCCAUCUUCAUAUUCGUCAUCCGCUUCUGAAGGCCCUAUCGCCGCUGUCGCUGCACUUAGCAUGACACCUUCGUCAUCCUCGUCAAUACCAGCAUGCAGUUCGACAUCGACAUCAACGCCCUCUCCUGCUGUCCACGCUGCAGCAGCAGCUUCAAGCACAGGGUCGUCUUCUUCACAAGCAACUUCCAUGGGCUCCACCCCCAUCCAAGUAACAUCAUCAUCGAUACCACCCUCUCCUUCUGUCCAUGCUGCCAUUGUCGCCUCAAGCCCAGGAUCGUCAUCUUCUCAGGCGACCUCCCCGAACUCGGCGACUAGCACACAAUCAACAUCGUCAUCGAUGCCGCCCUCUCCAUCUGUCCACGCCGCUAUCGUUGCUUCAGUCUCAGGGUCGUCAUCUUCUCAAGCAGUCCCUAUGAGCUCGGUGACUACCAGUCAAGCGACAUCGCCCUCGCAGCCCGUGAGGGGUUCACUAGAAAUCGAGUUCGUCCCGAUUGCAGUUUCAUCGCCAUCUGCCUCCAUCACUUCAUCUUCUCCGUCGUCAUCUUUAUCAUCUUCCUCUCCUACUUCUUCCUCCUCCCCCUCCUCGUCAUCUGCAACCCCCAGUCAAUUGAACGCGGCUGCAAUCGCUUCAGCAAUCGCCAACUUCCGCUCUAGCGCUUCGGCCGCGAGCACCACUAAUACAGGCAGUUCUUCUGUAAGUACAACAGUUGCACCGGCAACCACUACAAAAUAGGUAGGUCCCUUAUGUCGGGAGCUUACUUAGAUAAUUCAUCCUGAGAUUGUAGUAAUAUCAAUGUAAUGGAUGAAUUGUAUUGUCGCUAUAUACAAGAGAGCAAUUUCGUUUUGGAACUCAUAAGAAUACCUACACUUAUGUCGAGAAAUU
This is a messenger RNA of Suillus bovinus, 2278 nucleotides long. RefSeq lists its product as uncharacterized. The record is from RefSeq and is a predicted model, not a curated record. NCBI's taxonomy places the organism in Eukaryota, Fungi, Basidiomycota, Agaricomycetes, Boletales, Suillaceae. The coding region runs from base 116 to 2128 and encodes 670 amino acids. The transcript is spliced from 4 exons.